CCGCCGCCCCGCCCCCGGGAGACAUGACUUCCAAGCCGCAUUCCGACUGGAUUCCCUACAGUGUCUUAGAUGAUGAGGGCAGCAACCUGAGGCAGCAGAAGCUUGACCGGCAGCGGGCCCUGCUGGAGCAGAAGCAGAAGAAGAAGCGCCAGGAGCCCCUGAUGGUGCAGGCCAAUGCGGACGGGCGGCCCCGGAGCCGGCGGGCCCGGCAGUCGGAGGAGCAGGCCCCCCUGGUGGAGUCCUACCUCAGCAGCAGCGGCAGCACCAGCUACCAAGUUCAAGAGGCCGACACAGUUACCAGUGCACAGCUGGGAGCUGCCCGCCCAACAGCACCAGCCUCAGCCAAGAGAACCAAGGCAGCCGCCGCCGCAGCGGGGGGCCAGGGCGGGGCCUCUAGGAAGGAGAAGAAGGGGAAGCACAAAGGCACCGGCGGGCCAGCAGCACUGGCGGAAGACAAGUGUGAGGCCCGAGGCCCGGUGCAGAUCCUGACUGUGGGCCAGUCAGACCACGCCCAGGACGCAGGGGAGACGGCAGCUGCUGGGGGCGCACAGCCCAGCGGGCAGGACCUCCGUGCCACGAUGCAGAGGAAGGGUGUCUCCAGCAGCAUGAGCUUUGAAGAGGAAGAGGAGGAUGAGGACGAGAAUAGCUCCAGUUCUUCCCAGCUGAACAGCAACACCCGCCCCAGCUCGGCUACCAGCAGGAAGUCUGUCAGGGAGGCAGCUUCGGCCCCCAGCCCAACAGCUCCAGAACCCUCGGCGGAUGUUGAGGUCCAGGAUCUCGAGGAGUUUGCACUGAGGCCGGCCCCCCAAGGUAUCACCAUCAAGUGCCGCAUCACGCGGGACAAGAAGGGGAUGGACCGGGGGAUGUACCCCACCUACUUCCUGCACCUGGACCGCGAGGAUGGGAAGAAGGUGUUCCUCUUGGCGGGAAGGAAGAGAAAGAAGAGUAAAACUUCCAAUUACCUCAUCUCUGUGGACCCGACAGACUUGUCUCGAGGAGGGGACAGCUACAUCGGGAAACUGCGGUCUAACCUCAUGGGCACUAAGUUCACCGUUUAUGACAACGGAGUCAACCCUCAGAAGGCAUCAUCCUCUACUUUGGAAAGUGGAGCCCUGCGUCAGGAGUUGGCAGCCGUGUGCUAUGAGACAAACGUCUUAGGUUUCAAGGGGCCACGGAAGAUGAGUGUGAUCGUCCCAGGCAUGAACAUGGUUCACGAGAGAGUCUGCAUCCGGCCCCGAAACGAGCACGAGACACUGCUAGCGCGCUGGCAGAAUAAGAACACGGAGAGUAUCAUUGAGCUGCAAAACAAGACGCCUGUCUGGAAUGACGACACGCAGUCCUAUGUACUCAACUUCCACGGGCGCGUCACACAGGCCUCCGUGAAGAACUUCCAGAUCAUCCAUGGCAAUGACCCGGACUACAUUGUGAUGCAGUUUGGCCGUGUAGCAGAGGAUGUGUUCACCAUGGAUUACAACUACCCACUGUGUGCGCUGCAGGCCUUCGCCAUUGCCCUGUCCAGCUUCGACAGCAAGCUGGCCUGCGAGUAGAGGGCCUCCUUGGGCCCUUUGGGGUUGCCCAGCCUGGAGUGGAGCUGCCUGCCUGCGGAGACAGCCCUGCCUACCGUCUGUACAUAGGCCUCCUGCCAGAUGAACCUUCUGCUCUCGGUGGCUCCCUGGCCCGUCUGCCUCCACUGCUGAGACGGAGGACUAGAUGGGGGAGGGGUGUGUGUGAAGGGACCAGAGUGAAUUCUUCCUGGGCUAUGAGGUCCACACACACCCCCCAACUCUUGGGUUAGCAUCCUGCUGCAAUCACAUUUGUCAAGCUGGGUGGCCUCUUCAGCUGGGAAGGUAGGAAGACGUGUCGAGGGAGAGGAAGCAAAAUGCAGGCCUGCUGGGGCCCACUCAGCCUAGGAGUCGGGACAAUGGGUCCCUAAUAGUGGAGGUGUAUAUUGGGUACAUCAACUUUACACAGAAGGGCAAGUACUUGCUACCAAGUCCUGUGCUAACUAUGGAAAGUCAUCCGGCUUCAGAAGGCCUCUGCCAGGCCGGGAGGACUCGGGUUUGGGAAAGGUGAGGGGCAGGACCUUGUCAGGGCUGUAGGGGCCUGGCUGUGGGAAUUGGUUGGGGACCUAGGGUUCUAGCUCGUUUGAUUUCUCUAGGUUUUCUCUCUGUGCACAGAGGCAGGCAGCAGGAGGCUGGGCCUCUGGGCCAGAUGUCUUAGAGGAUGGGGCCUGCAGGACACAGGUCCACAUGAAGGAGGUACACGGAACAGGCUCCCUGGACCAGGGCUAUAGCUCGGGAGUCCUGUCAACUGCUGGAGGAGCUUUCUGCUGCGCGGCUCCUGCCCAGUCCCCAGUAAAUGUGGACAGGGCCCUGGUCCUCAGCCUGAGUGCACAAAGGUAGGCCGGCCUGGGCCUCCAGUGGGCAGAAAUUCUAGCUCCGUGCUCUUGCCUGUGCUUCAGUUCCUGCUGUGGUCAGUCUAGGCUGUGGCUGAAGACUUCUGUGUGUGGUUCUUCCUGGGUGGGAGUGGGGCAGGUAGAAGAAAGGGAGUAUUUUAGAACCACAAGAGCUGAGGGAUCACAGGUUAGAUGAACUAGUCACUUUAGGUGAAUCAUAAUAGCAAAUGGGACUUGCACUAGGUCACCUGGCUGGUUAGUGGCAGAGUUCAGAACGUCUGCUCCCUUGAUUGCUUUGUACCUACUAUCCCCCAAGAAACUGCUGUCUCUGGUUCUCUGGCCUUCCUGGGACCCAGUCUGCAUACCCUCACCCUUUUGGCUGAUUACAGAGACUUAGAAAUGUCAGAGUUGAUUUGGGAAAUGGAAGCCAUUUCAGUGGGAAAUGGAGCAGUUUCCUGCUGAAAGCUGGCUUUUUGGAUAUCUGGCUGUGUCUGGCUUUGGGGAUGACGGGUGAGGCAUGAGUGUUCCAGGGCUGGGCCUUCUCUCCCUUGAAUCCUCCUCCAAAUGGCACCAUGCACCCUGAGCCUUGGGAACGCUGAGCCAAGCCCUUACCUGUUUUGUCAUUUACCCCGGCAGAGGCUCCUUGCCCAGAUGGAGGUCAGAAGUUAGUGGGAAGCAAGCAGGAGUAGCUCCUCCCUUCAGAGAAGAUGUGCUUGGAAAGGCGGUAUAGAAAUUUUUUUUUUAAUAAGUCCUAAACACUCUAAUGAGGCUCUGCACUGAGGGGGAGUUGUUCUGACCCAGGCAGAAAGUAGUAAGUCUAAGGUUUUCUGUGUAGAGUGUCAUAGCAAGGCACGCCUGUUCUAAUGUGUCUCUGCAGGAGGCCCUUGCCCUGGUCUAGUUUCUGGACAACGCUUGCGGGCAUCCUGAGGGCACUAGGUUUUUGUACACCAGGGCUGGUCCGCCUCCUGAUGACAUACUGUGGGGCUCUCUUCCUCUCCUCACUUGGAGAAGAGAUCUGCUGACAUUUGGGAUGAUGGAAAGUAGAUCACCGAAGGCGGUGGGUCUGUGAUUUUUGAUCCUAGGGAGAGGUGGGAAGCUGGGUGGCGGUGUGGAAAAGGUAGAAGCCCAGUGGCAAACUCUCACGGCCUGCUUUCUUGUCAGAUACUCCAGAGAGCAGAGUAGUUGGAUAGUCUGGUAGGGUCAGGAACGUGGGUUGCGCUACCAGCCUGGCCCAUGGGAAGGCAGCUCAGGAGCAAAGUGCUGUUGAGCACUUAAGAGCAGCUGAGUCAACUGCUUGAGCCCCAGCCUCACAAGGUCUGUUCCUAAGGCCCCAUGCCUGGUAAUGCUGGUUUUCCUGGUCUACUGGCCGAGCCCUGGACCCAAAGACUCAAACAGCUGCCAGGGCCCCUGGAGCCCACCUGGGCUCAGCCUCUCCCACGGUAAGAGCUCUUGCCCUUCAUACCCUCUACUGACUUGGUCCUUGAUAGGCAGGGGCCUGGCUAAGCCCUGAGAGUGGUGGGCAGCUGGGACCUUUGGCAGCUCCUCUGUAACUGCUCCUGGGGCCACCCCCCCAAACUCUACUCCUCCUUUCCCCAAACAGCUCUUCUAUAGAGCAGUGAUGUUCACUUCCCCACUCUUCUCCGACUCUAGCUUUUCUUUCCUUCUGGCUCCAAGGUGCUCUGUGUCUGUCCAUAUGUCUGUGUCUCUGUGUGUAACUGGGGAAAAGGGCAAUCUGCAAAUCACCAACUGAGGUUUCUUCCUACGAUCAUAUUCUAAGGAGGAGUAGGAAAGGAAUAAGGAUAUUAUGAUCACCUGUGCAGUUUGUUUGUUCAUUUCAUGCCCUUUGAUCGGAAAGUAGACCCGGGAAAGUACCAGCUUUCUCCCAAGGGUUCAAGAAAUUUGUCUUUCAGUUCCAUUUCACAUUACCUGAAGAAACUGGCAUGUUACAUGCAUGCUUUUGGAUGAAUUUGAACAUACUCUAGUGAAUGUGCCUUAAAAAUCACGACACUAGUUUAGGGGGAGCAGGUAAGGUCCAGACUCGUGUUGAGGACAGGCGCUGGAGGCCAGCAAGGGUGAUCAUGACUAGCUAGAAGAGAACCUUGGGAGCCUGCAUCCUUCAGUGACAAAAAGGGCAACAAAAUUACAGAAGGCUGUCUUUGGUCUGGAAAUAUGUAGAGGUAAAUGCUCUGCCAGUUUACAUUUAGAGGCAGUUCUAAAUUUAAUAAGCAGGGCCGAGGACUUCAAACUAGUAAGGACAUGCUUUCCUCACAGUGGGGUCUGCAGUGAGCCAUGUCCAUGGCUCUGUUAUGCAAGCACAAAUUAUACUUCCUCUCUGGAGUCCCUGUGUUUCCCUUAGUGUAACACUGGCCUUCCCUUUCUAGAAUUCUUUGCUAAGCUAUACCUGUGACCUCUGGAUACCAGGUGGCCCUCAGAGCACACUUUUCCAGAUAUGGUAAGGAGUCUGCGAUCUUGUGCCCAGCACUGAACUAUAGCAGCCCCCAGGAACAGGCCAAGGUAUGGGCUCUUGUUUUGAGUUUCCUGUCCAUCUGUACCUCCAGUGCAAUUCUGUCAUCUCAUGAUAUGGGGAGGGAGAGGCAUAGCAGAAGUAUUGGGAUAGGUUUAAUUUUCCCACCAAGUUGAGAGGCAAGAUGUCUUAUAGAGAGCACUACUGCACUUAGUAGCUAGGUGAUUCUGAGCAAACCACAUUUUUCCAGAUUGUUUUCUCAUCCACAGCUUGAGGGGGUUGGACUGAUCAGUAAGAUUCGGGGUGAAUUAAAGUUGAUCCCUACUUUCAUCACUACCUUUUCAGGCUCAUCACUGUGCCUUUUUUCUUUCCUAACAACCAUGUCACACUCCUUUCCUCUCCCUUCCCCCACCAAGGUCCAGGCAGCACUAUAGAUUAGGCCAAGAUCCAGAGUUUCCUAGAGAGUAAUUCUGAGUGGCUUAGAAAGGAGGCCUGAGUUACAAAGGGGACUCGGUCAGGAUGGGUGGUACUUCUCUUGCUGGAAACAUACAUUUAGCCAGUUUUCAUAAUGCCUAGAACAUGUAUGUCUAUUUGCACAAGAUUGUCUUUUCCUAUUCUGGAGUGGUCAGACAUUUUAUUUUUGUUCAAAAUUAUCUGGAGUUUUAGACAAACUUGCAAAACUGUGCUUUUAUUAAGUGACUUUUUGAAUAAACUCUUUGGUAUUCUUGAGCAGAUGUAUUUAUUUACUGGUAUGUGCAAUGACAAAGUUGGUAUUUUCCCAUGUUAACAUUAUAUAUGUUGUAGAACUUAAGUGUUUGUCUAAGUACAGACCAUAUAUCAACAAAUUAAACUUGAACUGUUUCAAAUA
Molecule: messenger RNA, 5727 nt
Organism: Hyaena hyaena (striped hyena)
Lineage: Eukaryota; Metazoa; Chordata; Mammalia; Carnivora; Hyaenidae
Gene: TUB
Product: TUB bipartite transcription factor
Exons: 12
Coding region: 24-1547 (507 amino acids)
Biological process (GO): protein localization to cilium
Cellular component (GO): cilium
Source: RefSeq, a predicted model, not a curated record